This is a messenger RNA of Halichondria panicea, 8214 nucleotides long. RefSeq lists its product as uncharacterized. NCBI's taxonomy places the organism in Eukaryota, Metazoa, Porifera, Demospongiae, Suberitida, Halichondriidae. Gene Ontology annotation, molecular function: protein binding. The coding region runs from base 134 to 8146 and encodes 2670 amino acids. The record is from RefSeq and is a predicted model, not a curated record. The transcript is spliced from 56 exons.
UUUAACUUUUUUGUAAAGCUGGCAAUUUCCAAGCGCGAGGGCCUGGAAACUACAAAUUGACUUUGCAUGGCCUAAUGAUUGUAAGUUAGCACUAUAUCAGUACACCAUAGAUACUAGUAUCUAUGAGUACACUAUGGCUGAUGCGAGUGCUACGCCUAUAAUAAUAAACACUACAUCUAAGAAUGGACCAGAGCCCUGUAACGAGAAGAAUUUUCUGAAUGCCAUUGCUGAUCUAAAAGUGGAGAAAGUCCGUGAUCUUGCCCUGCAGCUUGGUGUUGGUACACCUCACUUGAAUGACAUUCAGAGCACAGACAAGGAGGAGAGGAAGAUGAAACUGACUCAAGUGUUAUUCACACAGAAACGACCUACCUGGGAGACAAUCAUAGAUGCUCUGGAAUCAGAAUGCAUGAAUGAGAAUCACAUUGUCCGAAAAAUUAAGCGAUAUUAUUUUCUCAAACGCACUUCCAUUGAUAUUGAUAGGCCAAAGUCACCACUAACACCACUUUCUCUGAAACCGUUUCAAGAUGAAGAUUUCCCUGAAUGUGAAGAGAAGGAUGUUCUCAAUGCUAUUACUAGGCUUGAUGAUAAGAAGGUGUCAAGCUUAGCAGUCCAGCUAGGUAUUGAAAAGCCUCAAUUAGACGACAUUAGGAGCUGCUCUACAGAAACCAGGAAGUCCAAAUUGGCGGAACUGUGGUUUAGGCACGCUAAAGACAAGCCCCCAACUUGGGCAUCUUUGUUGAAUGCAUUGAAGGCUCCCAGUAUGCAAGAGGAUCGGUUAGCUGACUAUAUCCGAAAGAAAUAUGUUGAGAGAGAAGUAAUUUCCAUGAACACAGACAACGAGGAUUCUGUUCAAUUCCCCCAGCAGCAACUACAAGGUCGACCAAUAAUUGAACUGCAAGAUACAGCAGCUGCUGAUGAACCCACACCAAUGGAAACUGCAGGCUCUGCUCCCGUUGUAGAUAUCUCUGAGCUCAAAGAAGAAGUAGAAAUGUGUGCCAAAAAACAGAAUAGAGCACAAAUCAAGGAGUCAUUUGAUAAACUACUCAAUAAAAUUGCCAAUGAAUUAAAGAGUUACAAUAUUCGUCUUAGUGAAGUUAAAGAUCAUGUCCAGAAGUUUAUUGAUAGUCGCCCUAGUUUUCUCCGCACCAAGAAUUGUCGCCGAAUACAAAUCAACAAUCUCUUUAAUGAAAUUAGCAAGAGUAAGUUGUGGAGUUUCGACAAUUAUGGUCUUGUUCAACAUGUCACUGGCAUCGAAGCGGCUAAUCCAUCAAAAGCCAGCAUGCGUACUUGGUUACAAAAAUACAAGAAGGAGUAUAAUGCAUAUUGUGUUUCAGAAAAGCUAGCUGUAAUCAUUCCGUAUCAUUUUGAAGGAGGGUUUGACAACGAUUUAGAUCGAUAUCCUACUCAUCUCAAACAAGAGCUCAUAAUACAUGUUGAAGCUAGGACUAUUGAUGAUGACUCACUGAAAUACAUUGAUGAUCUAUCGGAAGUGAUCCUAGAGACUUUCAAGAUCCCAUCACUAACAGCUCUACUAAAAAGCAUCAUAAAAAAGUGCUUGAUAAUCACAUGGCUAAUAGAACCGAGUUGGGCUUGCUGCAUACUGAGUGAAAUAUUUGGUUCAGUUUCAUUCUUCACAAAAUACUUGAUAACCAAAGUGUUGCUUGGAGAUGUUUGUAUUUACGAUGAGCAGAGUGGAAUUGCGGACAACCAAGUUUUAUGUAUUUUGUGGCUAAGGCAGGCAAGCUUGAGUGGUCGAAUUCAAAAAUUUCAGGAAGUACUUGCUCAGCCUAUGAUGGACAUGAAUACAGUCCUCUCUUCCGAUGGAGCCACACCUCUCACCAUUACCUCGAUGUGUGGUCAUGUGGAACUAGUGGAGUUCCUCCUGAGCAAUGGGGCUGACUCAAGUGUUAAAAUGGCCAAUGGACAAACAGUGCUGCACCUGGCCGCACUUGAGGACUACCCAGAUGUGGUGGAAUUACUUCACACACACAACCCUGAGCUAGCUGGAGAACGUGAUCAGAAUGACUACUCAGCUUUGAUGGAGGCAGCUGCUCAUGACCAUGUUGAUGUCAUUCGUGUGCUAGUGUCCCAGCAGGAUGAUCUAGGAGACACAGAAAUCCCUACCUUGAAUGAGGCUUUCCUUCUUGCUUUGAUGAAAGGACACACUGACUCUGUCAAGAUUCUUCACAAACGCAGGGCCACCACUUUGAACACUGCUGAGGAGGGGGAAAGUCCACUGGUAGUAGCAGCUGGUGCCGGGCACACUCAAGUUGUGGAAUAUUUCCUCGAAAUUGACCAAGAAAUGAAUCCUGAUACUCUAAAUUUUGAGGAAAAGUCAACUGCUCUCUUCUUGGCCAUAAAAUUUGGACACUUUGAAAUUGUUGACAGACUCUUACGGAGUAAAGAGAUUAUCGACAGUGAAGAUAGUGAUGGAAUGACUCCUCUUGUGUUGGCUGUCUUGAAGCAGUCCCCAAAGUUACUAGAAAUGCUUAUGACAGCUGGAGCAGACCCCAACCUAGCCAACAAAGAUGGCAUGACACCGCUGAUGCUAGCUGCUGAGGCUGGACAGGUAGACAGUGUGAAACUACUGGUGGAGAAAGAUGCAGAGGUCACUCUACCACAUGAGAUGAGUGGUAAAACAGCUCUCCACUUUGCCUCUGAGAAUGGUCACACUGACGUGGUGGAGCUCUUGGCUCUGCCAGAGCACCAAGCCUUGGCCAUCAAAGACAACAACGAUAAGACUGCUCUAGACUUGGCCAAGAAUAGUGAAAUAAAAACAAUCCUGAAAAGGGAAUGGCCAUUUUGGAAGAGAGUUUUGGAGACUGCCAAAAAGCCUUUUCAAUCAAUACGAAAGUACAAUCUUGACUCGAACCUGAUAACUGCUUGCAAGAGAGGAGAUGUUGAGCAAGUGAAACUUUGCCUUCAAAAGAAAGCUAAUGUUGAUGCACUGGACAUACUGCGUUGGACGGGGCUGAUGAGGGCAGCUCACAAUGGACACGAUGAAGUGGUCAAGUUAAUGCUUGAGCAUGGAGCCAACCCCGACAGCAAAGAUAUAGGUGGCUGGACUGCCUUGAUACUUGCUAGUCGAAAGGGCUACUUUAAAGUUGUCAGACAUCUAGUGGACCAUGGUGCAGAUGUGUCCCUUUCAAACUGGCAAGGAUGGACAGCGCUCAUGUGGGCAGCACAGAGUAUUGGCAAACAAAACAAGACGAAAGAAGCUCUACUGAACAGAAUCGAGACUGCCAAGAUUAUUCUGGAGAAAGACGCCGCUAGUGUUGUUGACAAAAGAGCUAAUGAUCAAUGGACACCACUGAUGCAAGCCUGUCAGGACGGCAACACUGGUUUGGUUGAACUCCUUGUAGAGAAGGGAGCCAACACAGAGCUCUUCAAUCCGAAAAACUGGACCCCAUUGAUGAUUGCUACCACAAAAGACAGAACCGAUGUGGUGAAAGCCCUUGUCGAAAGAGGAGCUAAAGGGGAACACAGAAAUGACAAAGAGGGUCACGGAAUGUCUGCUCUCCACGUUGCCUGUGUGAAGGGACGUGAUGAGUGUCUGAGAAUCAUGGUAGAACCUGCCCCUGGGGCAAAGUGUCAGGUGGACCUGGAGAUCAAAGAUAAGUGGGGAAUGACUCCAUUAAUGAUGGCUACUAAAAACGGGAAUGAGAAAUGUAUCGAGAUAUUGGUGGAAAAUGGGGCAGACGUGAACACAAAAUCAAAACAGUAUGCCGGAUGGUCACCACUGUUCUUUGCAAUCAAAGAGGGGCACCUGAAGAUAGCCAAGCUUCUGUUGGCUAACAAAGCUAGCAUGACAACCAAAGAUCAGUAUGAGCAAACACCUCUAGGAUUCGCUUUUAGCCACAAGAAAGAUAUCUACCAAAGCCUGAUAAGCUUCCUUCAAGGGAAACCUCAGGAAUUGAAGGCCAUCAGAGCCACUGGGGAAGCUACCACCAUCAAGACCUCCACUCCCCACACACAAGCUACAUCACUCAGUCCCACCCUGGAUACACCCAUACAGCUGGUACAGGGUGAGGGAACUGAUGCAGCUCCCCCCUCUACAGCAGCACAGACUGAAGUGCCUGGGGCUACUGAAACUGACACUACACCUGCUCAGUUAGACCAACUGAUACAACAGGCAAAGAGUUCUGCUAGGAGUGCAGUGAGCACGAACAUGAAGGACAUUGAGCGCAAGCACAGGAACUACAUGACCCAAGCAAUGCAGAAUGGAUAUUUAGUAGGUCUUAUGCUUAUGAAAAAGUUCAUGAUCUAUUGUGGCCUGCUAGGAAAGUGGUACAACUUAGGAAUUGCUCUGGAAGUAAAGAUAGACAAACUAGAAGUCAUCAAGAAAAACAACCCAAGUAACUGCGAUGACUGCUUCAAUGCUAUGCUUAAGAGCUGCUCAGAGACGAACACCAGUAUCACUUGGACUGGUGUGUGUGAAGCCCUCAGGAGAUCAACAGUGGGUCGUAAUGAUGUGGCAAAAAAUAUUGAAGAAGAGAUACCCCCAGAAUCAAACCGAAAAAUGAGCCAUCACAAUAGCGUUGGAGGUUCUGUGGCGAGUGACAGUGCUAGUGAUGCUUACGAAGAAACGUUUGAAGAAUCGGGUGCCCUAGCUACCAGCCCAAGCUCAACAUCCAAAAGGGAUGGUAGCACUGCAGACUCAGUGUGUGCCCCAGCUACAAGGAAGAAGAGGAGGUACGACAGCACUGCAAAGAUGCAGACGCAGCAGGACAUUGAUUUACGGUCCAUAGACGAUGCAUUUAUAAAACUGCAAGAGGACACAACAAAGUCUCUGACUGAUCAAGAAACAAAGCCAGGAGAUCUCGUGAGGUAUUUGCAAAAGUUUCGACAUCAAAAGGCAGCUGUGAAACUUGAAGAUGGAGAGAAUAAGGUGUUUCGUAGCUAUUUGAAGGAUUUUGAAAAGGAUGACUCAAUAGAAGAUGUCUUCACACGUAUCGACAGGUUUAUGUCGUUCUUGGAUUAUCACAUUUUGGCCAAAAUCAUUGACAAGUAUGGAGACUAUAAGGACAAAGAGAAUUUGAAGAAGUACAGGGAGAAGCUCAAAGUUUUUCUCGAGAAUUGGCAGGUGGAACCUCUUGUAGUCAACGAGAGUACGGAAGAUCAGAUAAAGCUGAAAUUCAAGCUAGACACCGAUUCAAUGCAUAUGUAUUAUGAAAUCGAAGGGGCCAUAGCAGAUUUACUCGGAAUGAAUGUUAAUGACAUAGUUCUGGUAAGCAUCGAUUCUGGCUGUGUUGAGCUUGUCUUUGCACUGCCUACGACAGCAUUUAAGAGGCUGCCAUCCCUCACUCUCUCCCAGAUUGCCGAAGUAGCCGAGUGGACACCUACUGUGCUUAAUGUGACGGUGGUAGAUGGACCUUUGAAAGAUAGUAUCAUCUAUGGGGUGCCGAUCUCAGAGAUGGUGCUGCAAGCCUGUCGCAAUAAGACCCCCCAAAAUGUUGAUUUGGUUAGAAGCUAUCUGGAGCAAAAGAGAUGUGACAUCAACAUGAGAGAAGAUGGUGAGUUUAAAUGGAGCUCGUUGAUGUGGGCUCUUGAGAACUAUUACUUUGAGAUAGCCAAACUGCUCCUGAAGUACAAGCCUCAAGUUCGUAUUCAGGACAAGAGAGAGUGGUCUCCGUUGGUGCUGGCCUGUAGAGCAGGAGACCUGGAGAUAGUGCAGGGAAUAGUGGCACUGGGAGCAGAGAUUGACCUGCCCACAAAUGAUGGAGCCACACCUCUCACCAUAGCCUCACAGUGUGGUCAUGUGGAACUAGUGGAGUUCCUCCUGGAAAAUGAAGCUGACACCACUACUCAAUUGAUCAAUGGGCAAACGGCUCUACAUCUUGCUGCAAGUGAAGGGUUCGCUGAUGUAGCUUCCUUACUACAUAGAAAGAACAGUGAGCUAAUGGGAAUACUUGAUCACAACGACUACUCAGCUUUGAUGGAGGCAGCUGCUCAUGACCAUGUUGAUGUUAUUCGUGUACUAGUGUCCCAGCAGGAUGAUCUAGGAGACACCGAAAUUUCAACCUUGAAUGAGGCUUUCCUUCUUGCUUUGAUGAAAGGACACACUGACUCUGUCGAGAUUCUUCACAAACGCGGAGCCACCACUUUGAACACUGCUGAGGAGGGGGAAAGUCCACUGGUGGUAGCAGCUGGUGCUGGGCACACUCAAGUUGUGGAAUAUUUCCUCGAAAUUGACCAAGAAAUGAAUCCUGAUACUCUAAAUUUUGAGGAAAAGUCAACUGCUCUCUUCUUGGCCAUAAAACUUGGACACUUUGAAAUUGUUGACAGACUCUUACGGAGUAAAGAGAUUAUCGACAGUGAAGAUAGUGAUGGAAUGACUCCUCUUGUGUUGGCUGUCUUGAAGCAGUCCCCAAAAUUGCUAAAUAUGCUUAUGACAGCUGGAGCAGAUCCCAACCUAGCCAACAAAGAUGGCAUGACACCGCUGAUGCUAGCUGCUGAGGCUGGACAGGUAGACAGUGUGAAACUACUGGUGGGGAAAGGUGCAGAGGUCACUCUACCACAUGAGAUGAGUGGUAAAACAGCUCUCCACUUUGCCUCUGAGAACGGUCACACUGACGUGGUGGAGCUCUUGGCUCUGCCAGAGCACCAAGCCGUGGCCAUCAAAGACAACAACGGUAAGACUGCUCUAGACUUGGCCAAGAAUAGUGACAUAAAAACAGUCCUGAAAAGGGAAUGGUCAUUUUGGAAGAGAUUUUUGGAGACUGCCAAAAAGCCUUUUCAAUCCAUACGAAAGUACAAUCUUGACUCGAAGCUGAUAACUGCUUGCAAGAGAGGAGAUGUUGAGCAAGUGAAACUUUGCCUUCAAAAGAAAGCUAAUGUUGAUGUACUGGACAUACUGCGUUGGACGGGGCUGAUGAGGGCAGCUCACAAUGGACACGAUGAAGUGGUCAAGUUAAUGCUCGAGCAUGGAGCCAACCCCGACAGCAAAGAUAUAGGUGGCUGGACUGCCUUGAUACUUGCUAGUCGAAAGGGCUACUUUAAAGUUGUCAGACAUCUAGUGGACCAUGGUGCAGAUGUGUCCCUUUCAAACUGGCAAGGAUGGACAGCGCUCAUGUGGGCAGCACAGAGUAUUGGCAAACAAAACAAGACGAAAGAAGCUCUACUGAACAGAAUCGAGACUGCCAAGAUUAUUCUGGAGAAAGACGCCGCUAGUGUUGUUGACAAAAGAGCUAAUGAUCAAUGGACACCACUGAUGCAAGCCUGUCAGGACGGCAACACUGGUUUGGUUGAACUCCUUGUAGAGAAGGGAGCCAACACAGAGCUCUUCAAUCCGAAAAACUGGACCCCAUUGAUGAUUGCUACCACAAAAGACAGAACCGAUGUGGUGAAAGCCCUUGUCGAAAGAGGAGCUAAAGGGGAACACAGAAAUGACAAAGAGGGUCACGGAAUGUCUGCUCUCCACGUUGCCUGUGUGAUGGGACGUGAUGAGUGUCUGAGAAUCAUGGUAGAACCUGCCCCUGGGGCAAAGUGUCAGGUGGACCUGGAGAUCAAAGAUAAGUGGGGAAUGACUCCAUUAAUGAUGGCUACUAAAAACGGGAAUGAGAAAUGUAUCGAGAUAUUGGUGGAAAAUGGGGCAGAUGUGAACACAAAAUCAAAACAGUAUGCCGGAUGGUCACCACUGUUCUUUGCAAUCAAAGAGGGGCACCUGAAGAUAGCCAAGCUUCUGUUGGCUAACAAAGCUAGCAUGACAACCAAAGAUCAGUAUGAGCAAACACCUCUUGGAUUCGCUUUUAGCCACAAGAAAGAUAUCUACCAAAGCCUGAUAAGCUUCCUUCAAGGGAAACCUCAGGAAUUGAAGGCCAUCAGAGCCACUGGGGAAGCUACCACCAUCAAGACCUCCACUCCUCACACACAAGCUACAUCACUCAGUCCCACCCUGGAUACACCCACACAGCUGGUACAGGGUGAGGGAACUGAGGCAGCUCCCCCCACUACAGCAGCACAGACUGAAGUGCCUGGGGCUACUGAAACUGACACUACACCUGCUCAGUUAGACCAACUGAUACAGCAGGCAAAGAGUUCUGCUAGGAGUGCAGUGAGCACGAACAUGAAGGACAUUGAGCGCAAGCACAGGAACUACAUGACCCAAGCAAUGCAGUCAGGAAGAACAGCUGCUAGUGCUGCAUAGCUCACCAAUUAUUUUGUUUACAUGUACAUGUAUAAAUUAUGAUAAUUAUUCAUGACUCUGUGUUACCA